Molecule: messenger RNA, 375 nt
Organism: Dibothriocephalus latus
Lineage: Eukaryota; Metazoa; Platyhelminthes; Cestoda; Diphyllobothriidea; Diphyllobothriidae
Source: the annotation of a GenBank genome assembly
AUGAAAGACAGUGAACUGUUCCGGGAGUACAAAGAUAACGCUACUAUUGUCUACCUGCCAAAUGGCGGAAUGAAUAUGACCCUCAAUAAUGGAACCACGGUUGCUCUGCCUUUCGGAGUGUUAUACACCAAUCGAGCUGAAGUUAUUACCACAUAUGCGCUUUGUGGUUUUGCAAACGUCGGAUCGAUUGGCAUCAUGUUGGGUUCCUUGGUAACUUUAGUGCCGCAACGCCGUAAGGAGUUGUCCGAGAUGAUACUGGGUGGAAUGGUUGGCGGAAAUAUCGCUUGCUACCUUACUGGGUGCUUUGCUGGUAAGCCCAAAUACAUUGUGUUGCUAUUUUUUACUUCGAAAUGUUUUGGUAUGUCUUAUUGGUAA